CUCCACAGAACUGAAGGAGCUCAGUCUGGUCCGGUGUGAGAUCCCUCCGGGCUUCCCAGCUGAAGCCAAACACCCCGCGCGGCCAGGAGCGAGGAUGGAGUGGCUGGUGUUGAGGAGGCUCUUCUGUCAUCUGUCUACCUUCCAACUGAUUUGGUUCUUGGCUGCCAUGAUGUUUUGCAGGGCACAAGUGGAGACCCAAGAUGUAAGAGAGUUGCUGAACGCACCUGCUUCUUUAAGAUGCUCUCUGCAAAAUCCCCAGGAAGUUUUGAUUGUGACAUGGCAAAAAAUCAAGGCUGUAAGCCCAGAAAACAUGAUCACCUUUAGCCAGAACCAUGGGGUUGUAGUCCAGCCUGCCUAUAAGGACAAGAUAAACAUCACCCAGCUGGGACUCACGAACUCAACCAUUACCUUCUGGAAUACCACCUUGGAAGAUGAAGGGUGUUACAAGUGCCUCUUCAAUACCUUUGGUUCUGGGAAGAUCUCAGGAAUAGCCUGCCUCACUCUCUUUGUACAGCCCACAGUAUUCCUUCACUAUAAACUAUCUGAAGACCACCUAAAUAUCACUUGCUCUGCCAAUGCUCGCCCAGCCCCUAUGAUCUCCUGGAAGGUCUCUGGGUCAGAGAUUGAGAACAGUACUGAGAUUCUCUCACACCCCAAUGGGACAACGUCUGUCACCAGCAUCCUCCAGAUCAAAGACCCCAAGAGUCAGGUGGGGAAGGAGGUGAUCUGCCAGGUACUGCACCUGGGGACUGUGACCGACUACAGGGAAACUGUGAACAAAGGCUUUUGGUUUUCAGUUCCACUACUGUUAAGUAUUGUUUCCUUGGUAAUUCUUCUGGUCUUAAUUUCAAUCCUACUAUACUGGAAACAUCGUCGGAACCAAGACCGAGAGCCAUAGAGGAGUCACACAGAACCCUGAAAGUUAUUCCCUGGUCUACUUGAAUCUGACUCAGGAGGCAAGCAGGAGAAAGAGGGUCAUUCUUCAAGGAACCUAAAAGAGCAAAAGAAAUUGGAGUCAAAGGCGUAAGAAUUUCAAGACUUUCUACUGCCAUCUAGGCUACCCAAUGCUUCUGUGAGUUCCAAGAGGAAGUCAUUUUACCUCUCAGGUCUGUUGUAGGACUUGAUUUUGUAAAACAAUGCCAUGUUGUGCUGUUGAAAGGGUACUGGACUUAGAAUCAGGAGCCACCACUCAGAGACUGACUUUGACUCCGACUGGUGUCAACUCUAUGUUAAUCACUAUCUCAAUGAGCUUCCACAUUUGCAUACAGAAAAUUAAGGAUUUGGACCAAAUAAUUUGCCAUUCUGCUCCAAAAAUGGCUGUAAUUCCAGGAAAAAAAAAAAAAGGAAUAAACAAAGAGAAAAGAAAUGAAAAAGAGAGAGAAGAAUACAGGAAGGUAGGGACCAAAGAACUUUUCUGAGACUACCUUUUGCCUUUCUGUGGCUAUUCCACCUCUUCUUCCCUUCUUCUUUGGUCUGUUAAGUCUAUUUCCUCAUCACUUGGUAUCUAGUCCACCACCUGCUUACUGUUUUGCUAAUAACUGGUCUUUCUAGAACCCUCAGUUUCACUGCUAUUCUUCAUGUACUUCUGUGAUAUUAACCACAGUGGAAGCAGAACUGAAUUUAUUGUGAAGUAACAUUGGCAACCUUAGCUUUACUUAUCUGUUUUUAUAGCAGACUAAAUAUUAUUAGUCUCAGCAGCUCACAUUUUUAAAAAGGCAUGCAUUUCUCAUCCAUUUGUUUCAUAAUAUAACCCAGGCCUAUUUUAGUCAUUCUAAAUUCAGCCUAGUAUAAUGAAGACAUAUUUAGAAAAUACGGCAUUUAGAAAGUUUCCUGAAUAGCAGUCAGCUAAUUCAAAUGCUUUGUCUCUCCCAGCUUCUUUUCUCAUGAGUUAACUUCUCACAAUAGCAGAGGAAGCAUGUAUGGGUGUACAAAUCCCUUUGUUGUAAAUAUAUGGUUCUAACUAGUGGAACAAUUUUGAACUCUUAAAUAAUCAUACGACCAAGUUGAUGACUUUUUCAGUAUCUUUUGCCUUCUUGUCUCUAUCCAGUGACCUAGGAACUAAAAACUAAAACUUAAGUUGUUUUCACUGUUGAAUUGAAUAUUUAUAUAUUUAGUAAGGUUUUCGUAUGUUAUUUAAUUCUGUAUUAUUUCGUAUAUUUGUAUUAAUAUACUGAAUAAUUAAAAGUGUCAACUCUAAAUAUUUGGUUCAUGAUAUUCUCAUAGGGAAUGUGGAAAAUGUGGGCAUUAAUGAUAAUCUGUAUAUUUUUCCUCUGUGUGUGAAAUCCUCCCCUCUAUCUCUUAUCCCCUAAAAGAUGCUGCUGGCAUUUAUGAUUUGUCACAACGUCACAGAUCAGAUGUUCUUGAUCUGACCAGUGAAAGCUGCUUCAUGUUGGUGCCUGUGUCCUUUUGAUAUGACCCGGUCAAUUUUGGAGUACUUCCUUAUAUGUGCUGUUUUGAUUUUGCUUUUUUGUUUGUUUGUUUGGGGAUUUUUUUAAAUUUAAUUUAAUUUAUUUAUUUUUAUACAGCAGGCUCUUAUUAGUUAUCUAUUUUAUACAUAUUAGUAUAUAGAUGUCAAUCUGAUUUUGCUUUUAGAUACCAACCUUUGCAAAUGGAUUAGCUCACACAGUUUUGAAUUUAGUAGGAAUUAUCAUCCUGCUUCUGGUUUUGCUGUUUUUUCUGGUAUCUCAGCUGCCAGAUCAGACAGGGUAAAUUAAAGCAGCAGUUCUCAAACAUUUAAAGGUCUCAGGACCCCUUUACACACAUAAAAACAUUAUUGAGGACCCCAAAGAGCUUUCUUGUAAAGCGAAUUAUGUCUGUUGAUAUUUACCAUAUUUGAGUUUAAACUGAUAAACUUUAAAAACAAAAAUCUACAAACAUGCAUUUCAUUAGUCAUCAGAGUGAUAGCAACAUCACACAUCAGGUAGCUUCUGGAAAGCUCCGCAGCACACUUGCGAGACAAUGAAAAUAAGGAAUUGAUGUGAUUAUGACAGUAGUUUUGACUUUGUGGAACCCCGGAAAUGGUCUCAAGGACAAUUUUGAGGACUGCUCACUUAACGUAUAGGCAAAGAAGGAGACCAUCUUAUGAGAUUUCAUGAGUCUCUCCCAAAGUCUCUCCUUUAUGAAACAGCUAUCUUCACAGUGCCUAAGCAUUCCACCAUUCCACCAUAAUUUUAGUUAGGCCAUUAUCUUUCUGGGAGUUCCGCUUAAAGUGCAGAGAGGCCUAGGUCUACUCCUUCUUCCUCACUAGCAAUUCAACUUAAAUUGGCUUAUUAAAUGGCUUAUCAGUUACCUUGCAGGGUAUUGAGAGACUUGGACUUAGAAUAGGUAGGUUUUGAUGGGAAAGACUUGGGAGGGUCAUAGAGAGCAAAGAGAGGAGGUGGAAGGUGUGACUCAGAGCACAUGGCUCUGUCUGACAAGGCAGAUCCCUGGGUAGCACCAGUCUUGCCUUGUGACUCCUGCCCUCUCACCCCUGGGAGGGUCUUACCAACUGCCCCUUACUCAUCCUGAACCUUUCAAUUAGGGGAGUUUCUUCCGAAUCUAUGAAUUGGAAAGAGACAGUUUGGGCUUUGUAUGCUUCAGCAAGGUUGGGAAAGUUGUAAAUAUUUGAGUCACUUUGAAUAACUCAGUCACAAAGUUUUCUUGGCAGUAAAAAUUUAGAAACUUCCCAGGGUGGUGGUAAAUGAGCUCAGAGAUAAGGGAAACCAAAAGAAGUUUUUUUGUGCUUAAAUAGAACCAAAACUGAAGGUGAAGAUUUGGGGGGAGUGGUUGGAAUUUAUUAACCACCAACUAGGUAACAUUUCAUAAAUACAAGUUCAAAGAGUACAAAAUCCCAUAGUAUGACUACGGAUUAUGAGGCUUUGGUUAAAAUAGUUCUCUUGGACCAACUUUCUUCUAUGGUUAUUUAGCUCGUCAAGAAAGAGAUUUAACUUUCUAAAAAUAAAGCUUCCUAAAGUAAUUCUUCACAACUGUAAUGUUUUUGUUUUUUAUAUUUGCUCUCAAAAUGUUCCAGAUAGGACUUCAGUCUCCCUACCACAGUCACUUAGGCUAAGAAACUUGGACAGGGUCACAGAGAGCUGUGAUUCAAUUGUAAGCAAGCCAACUUUUGCAUAGACAUCAUAUUCAUUUGAGCCUUGUGAGGUCGGGAAGGUUUUUAAGCCCAUCUUUAUAGGUGUGAAAAAUGAAGCCUUAAGCUUUUCAGUGACUUUCUUUGGGUAACACUGAAAGCAUGACAUGGGACUAAAACUCCAACUCAGAAUCUCAGACUUCCUGCCCAGUGCUCUCUCUGUUCCCUCCACUCUUACUGUCAUUCAUCCCAAAUCCUACUUGUCAGUAUAUCCUAUUUGCUCUAUCAAUAUAUUUAGAAUCCAACUCUUACCCCCAAUCUUACCACCUGGCCCAAACCAUCAUUAUCUUUCUCCCAGAUUGUUGACAUAGUUUUCUAAUUAAUCUCCCUGCUUCUGCUUUCUCCCCUUUCUAGUCUCUUCUCACAUCUGUUUUAAAAUAUAGGUCAAGACAAAUCGUGUCAUUCUUUUUCACAAAAUCUCCAAGUGCUUCCUAUCUUAUUUAGAGGAGAAGCCAAGGUCUUUACGUGGGCUGUAUGGCGGUACAUGAUUGGGCUCCCUGAUACUCUCUGAAAUCACUUCCUGCUGCUCUUUCUCCUGUUCAUGCUCUGCCAGCCACACUAGCCUCCUUGCUGUUUCACUAUUAUUCAGACAGGCUUCCACCACAGGACCUUGGCACUUACUUUUCUCUCUGCCUGGAAUGUUCUUCCCAAAGGUGGCCACAUAAGCCUUUUCCCCAACAAACCCUUUCUGUCUCCCUCUCCUUCAUUUUUCUCCCUUGCAUCCAUCAAAAUCUAGCAUGCUACAUACUUUACUUGUUUAUUUUAUUAUCUGUCUCUUUCCAAUAGAUUGUAAGCUUCAUAAGGGCAGAGGUUUUUAAAUCUGUUGGCUUGCUUGCUUGCUUUUCCCUAGCAUCUAGUAUAAGCAGUCAAGCAGUAUUUCUUGAACAAAUCAAUUUUAUGCCAAUACAUUAUGGGAGGGAGGAGUAGUUCAAACAGCUUUGUACUGGAGCAUCUCUCCUUCAAUGUGGGAGAGUAUGAUUGAACUAGAGAGUAGAAAAGGACUUUUAGAAAUUGUUGGUCAUAAGGCAUAGAGACAAGCAUCAUGGAUUUAGAACCAAAAGAAUGGGGUUUAAGUUCCAUCCCUGAUAUUUAGUAAUGUGUUGACCUUGGACCAGUCAUUUAAUCUCUCUGAAUUUACAUGACCUCAAUUUUAAAUUGCGUGUGCACCAAGUCUGUCUUCUGUAAAGGUUCAAGUAUGAAGGGGUAUAGCUCCCAACAUGCGCAAGUUUAUGUGCUGAGGCGUAUCUGCCCUGUGACCUCAAAACCCCCACUGAAACAACACAGGCCUCAUGUCCUUCCCAGUUCUUUCUCACAGUCAGCCCCACCCUUGUCCAGAAGUGGAUGUGGGGUUGAGGUGGAGAUAGGAGUGCUGGCAGUGGGAGCUUCCUUCUGGAUGAACAGAGAGAAAACCUACUGGUCUUUGUAUUAGGGACCCUAAUACAUCAUCUAGGAUGAUUUGGCCUUUCCUUGUGCUGAGGAUAGGACCAAAGGAAUAAAGCACACAAAAGUUAGCAAGAAGGUGCUGUCUGCAAACCAGGAAGAGGGACCUUCCAGAAUCCGACCAUGCCGGCACCCUAUAAAAACAAACCCAAACCAAAAAAAUCCCACAAAAGUUAAAGUCCUUUCUAUUGAGCAUCAGCUUCUGAAUACAGUUUUGCCACCUUGCUCCAGAGUAUUAACAGCCACCACCUGCCAUAAGAGAUGGCAGAGAGCUCUCCAAACACUUAAAGAGGAUGCAAAAAUUGAUACCGCUGAAAGCUCUCCCUAGAAUUAUGUUGCUUUACCAGAUUUGAUAAUAUGUCAUGAUAGAAGGACCUUACCAGAAUUUGAAAGGUUCCAGAGAAUUCAACAGAUACUUAGGUACUUUUCACCUAAAUCAUAUUAGCCUAGAGAGUGGAGCACUCAACUCAAAGAGUUGGAACUCAAAAGGAGAGUUGUGUUUUUCUGGAAGUAGCUUUCACUUUCUAGUCCAACAGCAAAAGGCACUGAAGACCAACUGCUCAGAUGAUGCAUUUCAAAUACCACAUGAUUCUGGAUCUGUCAUUGCUGUUUAGCUUUGUAUAUAAUUCCCUUAACUUGUACACACAUUGGUUUCCCUUCUUAUAAAUCAAAGACAAUAUUGUAAAUAUCUCAUAUAAAAAUAAGUCAGAUGAUGUCUUUAA
Molecule: messenger RNA, 6285 nt
Organism: Aethalodelphis obliquidens (Pacific white-sided dolphin)
Lineage: Eukaryota; Metazoa; Chordata; Mammalia; Artiodactyla; Delphinidae
Gene: CD200
Product: CD200 molecule
Exons: 6
Coding region: 95-898 (267 amino acids)
Biological process (GO): negative regulation of macrophage activation; negative regulation of neuroinflammatory response; regulation of immune response
Cellular component (GO): cell surface; axon; neuronal cell body
Molecular function (GO): cell-cell adhesion mediator activity
Source: RefSeq, a predicted model, not a curated record